Messenger RNA from Xenopus laevis (African clawed frog), 2729 nucleotides. RefSeq names its product RAD51 associated protein 1 L homeolog (gene rad51ap1.L). The transcript has 9 exons. Bases 216 to 1175 code for a protein of 319 amino acids. The record is from RefSeq and is a predicted model, not a curated record. Gene Ontology annotation, molecular function: single-stranded DNA binding; double-stranded DNA binding. Gene Ontology annotation, biological process: double-strand break repair via homologous recombination; interstrand cross-link repair. NCBI's taxonomy places the organism in Eukaryota, Metazoa, Chordata, Amphibia, Anura, Pipidae.
AAAAUAGAUUUCCAUUAGUCCGCGGUGAAUGUGUCGCUCGCAAUGGGGAGGCCGGGGAGGGGGAGUGACAGAAGUUGCGCGGGCGAUUUUGAGUGUAGUUUGGCAGAUUUCCUUAGCAGACUCCUGUCUUAUCUCUAGUAGGCACCGUUCCCGCUUAUUGGGGUGUGAUCUUGUUAAGCCCGUGUCAUAGCAACUAAUAAUCCCCCUGCAACGCCAUGGACAGACCGGCGAGGAAUAAGAAAGCUGUGGAUUAUUCACAAUUUGGAGACUUGGAUAAUGAUGAUGAGGAUUUUGCUUUCUCUUCUGCACCUCCAAGCAAAAAGCCUCGGGUGGAGAGCAAGAAAGAGAAAAAGGAGAAACCAGUAAAAAAGUCUAAUAAAGAAGAAAAUUUGUUCCAGCAGACAUCCCCAGGGAAAAGGCUUCCCCUUGAUGAAAAGCUAUACCAGAGGGAUUUAGAAGUGGCUCUGGCCCUUUCUGUACAGAAGACUACAGCCAUUGUAGAAAGCAGAGAGGAGAAUGGAGUGGCAACAUUCACUGAUGAAACGAACGAGAGGGCUGAUUAUUCAUUCUCAAACUGUAGUGUAGACAGCAGUACUUUAGGCCUGGAUGAAAUCACCAGUGGUAACGAAGAUCAACUCAAUGGGCGAAAUCGUAGACAAGCUGCGUCCAAAGCCAUCUUCGAGCAGCGCAAGCUUUUGGCAGAUGACAGUGAUCAUGAUGAAGUAGGAGAUGAGUUUAAACCUGAUGUUGCUUAUGAUGAAUCAGAAAGUGAAGAAGACUUCAGUGGGGAAGAUGAAGAGUUUGAUUUAAAAAACACCAAGAAAUCCAAAGCAAAUAAAGGCACUAAACAAAAGGCCAAGAGCGAAAAGAAAGAGAAAAGCCUCCCCAAGCCCAAAAUUAACGCAUAUCCUGUAUCCUCUCCUGUGCCCACUAAAGCAAAAUCUCUGCCAGCAAAGAAAACACCAACCCCGUCACCAGCUCCUGUAAAACAAGCCAUACAUCAUAGUCCCUCAGUGGGGAUGAAGAAACCUACAUGGUCACCACCAGCUACUGUAGGAAGUGUUAAACACUCACUGGGAGGAGUCACCGUAAAGUCUCCUAGCCAAGGUCUGCGACUGGGACUCUCAAGAUUGGCGCGGAUCAAGCCUUUACACCCAGCUGUUGUCAAACAUUAGUCUGUGCACAUUGGUGGAUGCAUCUCUGAACUGACAGAGGAAUUUUAUGGAUAUUUAUAAAAGAAUAUAAAUGUACAUUUUACCUUCAAUUUCAUGAAUUCCCUGCUCCAUUUCUGCAGGGAAUACAAUUAUUUCCUGGAUUCUUUCCUCUACAUCCCUCUGAUUAGAGAAUCGUAAAAGUUGAGAGUAUUUUUGAAUUGAAUGAUUUUGGAAUGCCAGGAACUCUCGCUCUACACCGAUUUUAGGGAAUGGAUAACUUCUUUUUUUAAGAACUUGUGAAAAUGUAUAUGCUCGUUCAUGAAAAGUGACUUUUUUUGCUAUACUGUUUUUAUAAAUGUAUUUUAUAUGUCCUGUCUUUAUCACUCUACAGUUGUCGUCAGACUUUUUCAGUUCAACACUUGGAGGUCCAACUUUUGGCCAUGGCCCCCUUUAAAGAUAUAGGAAAACAUUUGUGCAUAUGCCAUAGUUCCUAGAAUAUAUAGGCAGCAAAUUAAUUCCCAAUAUCACCCUAAAUGACCUUCAAGCUGGUCUUUCAGGUAUCUAGGACAGCAAAGCCGCCCCCCCCAAAUCUUACCCUAACUGGCACUCAAGCUCCCCACAGGAACUGCUGAUUUAUACUAUUCAUGUUGUGAUUAUAAAGCUCACAAUUGCCCAUGGUCCUACACUUUAUCUAUUUAUAUAUAGAUAGAGAACUGACGUUUCGGCUGUUACACCAGCCUUUAUGAAAGUGAAACGGUGCAGUAUGGAACCCCCAUUAAUACAUAUAAUGGUUGGCGGGAACGUGUGAUGUGACUCAGACCAGUGACGUGGUAGUAAGUAACCACCCAAAUCCAACAUGCAUAGUGGAAAAAAUAGAAAAUCCAGAAAAACUCACUCCUCACAAGCGACAUUCAUUUUUCAUCUGCUUUACUUCUAUUUACCUGUUUGUGGCCAUGCUAUUCCAACUCUUCUAUACUCUUAUGUGACUACUUGACAUAAAUAAGAUACAAAGAUUUGCAACAAUGUUUUCUAAGAAACAAAUGCGAUACGAGGAUUUGCAACAAUGUUUUUUUUAAGUAACCGCAGUACUAAGCUGUAAUAUUUAUGUCCCUUGAGAGGAGUGAUGUUUUUUUCACUAUACAUGUUAGAUUUGGGUGGUUACCUACUACCACAUCACUGGUCUGAGUCACGUCACAUUGUGCUCACGUCACAGGUUCCCGCCAAAGAUUAUGUAUUAAUGGGGGUUCCAUACUGCACUGUGUCAUUUUGAAUAAAGGCUGCUGUAACAGCUGAAAUGUCCGUUCUUAAAUAAACUUCUGAGCGAUGUGAAUGAUCCAUAUGGCAACUUCACCCAGGGACAUUCAGCUACCAGAGUCACCUGUGCCGAUAUUUCAAUUAUUUAUUUAAUAUAUACACCUACAUUUAGCACAAACAUUUAUGGAUGUAAUAUUGCUAACUUUACGCGCUCUGGUAUGUUUCCUUUUUUAUUUAUAUAUCUGAUCUCUGUGCACUUGUCAUGUUGCCUUUUUUAUGUUCUUUUCUUUUUGCGGGAACAAAUAAAUGAUUUUAAUUAUA